AUGGAGACCAUCGACCUAGUCGUCAUCGGUUCAGGCCUCUUUGGCCUCGCCAUGGCCAAAACCUACCACCAACUCCACCCCACCCUCACCCUCGCCAUCUUUGACAAAGCCGAAACCAUAGGCGGCGUUUGGGCCGAGGAACGCCUCUACGACGGCCUACGUACCAACAACCUCAAAGGAACCUACGAAUAUCUCGACUACCCCAUGAGCCCCGAACUCUUUGGGGUCAAACCCGGGGAGUACAUGACCGGUCCUGUAAUGCACAAGUACCUCUCCAGCUAUGCCGAGGCGUUUGGCAUCAAGGAUAAAAUCCGGCUUCGGCAUACGGUGUUGGAGGCUGCGCAUCAGGAUGGAGUAGAGGGUGGGUGGGUGUUGACGGUGCAAAGUCCCGAUGAAGGAAUGACGAAGAAGCAAGUGUUUGCCAAGAAGAUGGUGAUGGCGACUGGACUGACGUCCGAGGCGUUUUUGCCGGAUUUCAAGGGGCAGGAAACGUUUGGGGCGCCGCUGUUUCAUAGUAAGGAGUUGAAGAGGUAUGAGGGGACGUUGGAGGGGGAGAUAAAGGUUGUCACGGUGCUGGGGGGAACAAAGUCGGCUUGGGAUGCGGUGUAUGCGUAUGCGUCGAAGGGGAUCAAGGUUGACUGGGUUAUUCGAGGCGAUGAGAACCCAGAGAGCGGGCAUGGACCGGCGUGGAUGGCGCCAUCGUUUGUUACGCCUUUUAAGCUAUGGUUGGAGGCGUUGGUUCACACACGAAUUUUGACAUGGUUUUCGCCAUGUAUCUGGGGAGCUGCCGACGGCUACUCGCUGAUCCGGAGGUUUUGGCACGGAACAGCCAUCGGACGAGCAGUCACCAAUGCAUUCUGGUGGGUCUUGGGAAACGACGUCAAGACCAUCAACAAAUACAGUUCGCAUCCAGAGAUCAAGAAGCUCGAGCCAUGGUCGCCGGCCAUGUUCGUUGCCUCGAGCUUUUCCAUCCUCAACUUCCCAUCUGACUUCUUCGAUCUCAUCCGCAAAGGCACCGUUAAUAUCCACAUUGCCGACAUCACAAGGUUGUCACCAAAAGCGGUGCAUCUUUCCAACGGAUCCCAGCUGGAAACCGAGGCCUUGUGUUGUGUCACGGGGUGGAAGCACGUACCGCCUGUGAAGUUUCUCCCAGAGGGCAUCGAGAAGGAGCUAGGGCUGCCUCAUUCCCUGGACGGUGACGCUGAACCGAUUUUUUCGGACGAAAUGGUGGCGCGAGCAGAUGAGGAAAUUCUCUCGAAAUUUCCGCGACUCAGGUACCAACCGAUUAUCAACAAGAGAUACAAGCCCAUGACGGAAACAGAAGGCCUGUCAACGAGAGAUGAGACUAUUUCCCAGGCCCGCCAAACUCCCUGGACUCUCUAUCGGUUCAUGGUGCCGCCCUCGCCGCGGUUUCUGGCAACGAGAGAUAUCGCUUUCAUCGGUUGUUUUUGUAGCUUCUCUUCUGGGCUCUCUGUUUAUCCCCAGGCACUCUGGAUCUGCGCGUUUCUCGACGAUAAGUUGCCCCUGAGCGUGAUGCCGUCCAGAAAAGCUUUGCUUGAGGGGAACUCGAAGCUCAAGAACGAGGCGGUGGGCGAGAAGGGGAAGACCGUGGAGCAGGUGCGAUACGAGACGGUUCUCCAAGCACGAUUUGGGAAGUGGCGUUAUCCGGCAGGUCAUGGACACCAGUUCCCCGACUUUGUGUUUGAUGCGUUGCCGUAUAUUGACUCGAUGCUUGGUGACCUGGGAUUGAAGAUUCACCGGAAGAAGAGCUGGUUGGCCGAGAUGACAGAACCGUAUGGACUCGAGGACUACAAGGACAUUGUCAGCGAGUAUGCAGAGAAGUAUGAUGGGAGGAUGUGUGCUUGA
Molecule: messenger RNA, 1866 nt
Organism: Neurospora hispaniola
Lineage: Eukaryota; Fungi; Ascomycota; Sordariomycetes; Sordariales; Sordariaceae
Product: FAD/NAD(P)-binding domain-containing protein
Exons: 4
Coding region: 1-1866 (621 amino acids)
Molecular function (GO): flavin adenine dinucleotide binding; N,N-dimethylaniline monooxygenase activity; NADP binding
Source: RefSeq, a predicted model, not a curated record